AUCUUUCUUUAAACGAUUUCAUUAUUUAUUGUGCAAAAUAUUGUGUGUCAUUAAUAUGAAAAAUAAAUCGACUAUAUAUAUAUAGGAGACACCCAAAGUCUUAAAAUACAAACAUUCUCUUUUCAUUCUUUAAAGUAUUAUUCACAAAUCUCUCAUCUCAUACUAUUAAGGUAUUACGACGAUGUUGCUUGUGUGCUAAGAAAAAUGUAUUUAGACGCAAGGGCUCCUCAUCUUUCAUCGACUCUGCCACCCACUUUUCCUUGGAAGUUCAAUAAACCUGUACAGCCUAAUAAAGGACUAACCCGCCAAGGCAAUGGGCACUCAGAAGAGCUACGUUGUGUCAUUGUUGUUAUUAGACAAUAUAUUUUCUUAGCAUAUAAAUCACCUUUAUCUCCUCUAUACUUCUAUCUGUUAAAAUUUUGUUAUUACAUGACAAUGGCGAUCGAACUCCAAAACAGAAGGUGAAACUAAAUGUUACAGAGGAGAAACUGUUAAACCUGAUGUUGAAGUACAAUGGUGGAAAGCCAAGAGCUGAGACAAAACUAAAAAGUGCAGUCCAGUUGCAAGACCUAUUGGAUGCAACAAGAAUGUUAGUUCCCCGUACAAAACCAGGUCGUGAGAGUGAUAGUGAUCCAAAAGACCUUGAACAUGCUGAGAAGCUUCGCCAAGUUAAAGCAGUUCUUGAAGAGGGAGGAAAUUUCUCAGGGAUAUACAGGAAGGUUCAACUGAAGCCCCUGAAGUGAGAUGGUGAAGGCGAAGAAGAAAGACCUGUAGAGGCCCUUAUGAUUUUUAAAUACGGCGGUGUUCUAACUCACGCUGGUAGAAAAUAAGUGUUUACAUACUUUACCAUUUAAUUUGUCAUUGUUAUAUAUAUAUACAUGUUUUCCAAAUAUGGAAGAAUUGUUUAACUUAUUGAUGUUUGCUUCAUCUGCAUGCAUGCAGAAGAGUUUGGUAGAUUCUUCUGAUACAAUAUGUAUCCAUGUAAGGCCCCCUGAUCUGUUACUUUUAUUUUGGAGUAUUUCACCGAUGAAAUGGCCUUAAAUUACAUGCUUUUUUCAGGUGAAGGGACUGGUUUGCUUCUUCUCCAUAGUACAUACCAUCAUGACCUUAAAAUUUACAGCUCUGACGAGGGACGUGUUCAGGUACGUACACCUUUUACAUUGAUACUACUGAAGAUAAUUAAGCAUAUGUGUUGGAAAAAAAAUAAUGUUUGAACUGGUUUGCAUAUGUUGACCAGAUGUCUGCAGCUGCUUUUGCUAAAGGCCUGCUUGACCUAGAAGGACAGCUGCGCCAAUCUUGGUUUUCCCUUCUUAAUAUUAUAUUGUUUGUGCUUAAUUUGCAAUGUCAUCAUGUGUUUACUAAUAAUGUCUUUUUAUCUUUCUUGCUUCUCAAGGUUUUUUUGGUUAGCAAGGACUCUUCCAUGUUGGAUGGUCUUGAUACUGCCAGUAUUGAAAUGGAAGCUGCCAAGGUUUGUCCCAUGACUUGAGUCAUUUUUGAAGUGCGUGUAUCAGUCAAUCAACAAGAUUGAUUUCAUUAUAAUUGGACUACUAGGAUAAGACCCGCGCCUUGCGCGGGAUUAAGUUAUUAUUUUUAUUAUAUUUUGGAGAAUGAAACAAUAGUUUGGCUUCAUUUGGAUUACGGGUGUUCAAUGCGGAUAUCGGGUUGGUUUCGGUUCGGUUCGGUUUUUUCGGUAUUUGGUUAGUAAAAUAUAAUUACUAUUCUAAAUCCAUAUUUACUUUGACUUUAGUCUUUCACAU
This is a messenger RNA of Brassica rapa (field mustard), 1757 nucleotides long. RefSeq names its product inositol hexakisphosphate and diphosphoinositol-pentakisphosphate kinase VIP1-like. Gene Ontology annotation, biological process: inositol phosphate biosynthetic process; inositol metabolic process. The record is from RefSeq and is a predicted model, not a curated record. NCBI's taxonomy places the organism in Eukaryota, Viridiplantae, Streptophyta, Magnoliopsida, Brassicales, Brassicaceae. Gene Ontology annotation, molecular function: 5-diphosphoinositol pentakisphosphate 1-kinase activity; inositol hexakisphosphate kinase activity.